AUGUACUCAGCUUCCAAUUCAACCGAAUCUUCUCAAUCAUCAGAACUUCUUCGUAGCCUUGUUAGGGCUAUAACCAAUACUAAUGAAACUUUGAAGUUGAUUCAUCAGGAUCUCGCUGUUAAGCGUCUUGACCCUGAGAAAAUCAGAAAGACGGUUAAGGAAAGUGUUGUCCCUGCUAUUCAUUUUUUGCGGGACGAAGAUGGACAAUGUAGUCCUAUGGUGUUCAUUCGCUACUUAAGUGAGCUUAGAAGUGCUCUAAAGGACUAUGGUUAUGAGCAGGUCUGUGCUAACUUUGCAGAACAGAAAUAUGACUCCGUCUCUGACGAAGAGGAGUUAUUCACGAACGAGACUUUGAAACAAACAAACGAUGGCUCUGUUUAUGUUAUGUUGAGAGAUUACUAUAGGAAAUCUCACGGCAAGUAUCCAUCCGCAGCAAAGAUGUUGAAUCUUUUACGUGACCGACACUCGACUAUUAAGCAUAGCAAGCAGUCUUAUCUUAAGGCCCUUGCAAAACUUCGGUAUGAAGAUUAUACCAAACCCUUUUUGGACUACUUUAAUCUAAUMGAUGACUUUAUUAAUGCUAUUAAGAGCGACGGUUACAAAGUCGAUGAUGAUGAUAUCCUAGAGGCAUUGAAACCAGGUGUUGUUAAGUUGUGCGAGAACGAUCGAAACGAACUCAAUCAAGUUACUACACUAACUGAAUUUAAGGAGUGGAUCAUUAAGGAGGUCAAGAUCCAACGUGUCCCUAACAGGGAGGAGGUUCAGAUCCCAAAAUACUUAUUGAAGGGUCUUUACCAUUCUCAGACCGACUCUAGCGGCACACACAACAAACAAAAGCAAUAUUCUUCGAAGCACGGUCAAUCUAAAGGGCAGAGUCAAUCGAAGAAGGACUCACCCGAGAAGAAAAUGUUCACAACUUCAACUUGA
Molecule: messenger RNA, 927 nt
Organism: Brettanomyces bruxellensis
Lineage: Eukaryota; Fungi; Ascomycota; Pichiomycetes; Pichiales; Pichiaceae
Exons: 1
Coding region: 1-927 (308 amino acids)
Source: RefSeq, a predicted model, not a curated record